CUUAAUUCCCUUUUCUUUACAGCGUGCCGCGUGUAAGGUUUUCAACAAUCAAAUUUUUUUAAAAAAUGUCAGAGGAAGGAGAUGGAAAUGGGUCGGGAGCAUCCCUCACUUUCCCUACGCAAUGUUCGGCACUACGUAAGAAUGGAUUUGUGAUGCUCAAGGGACGCCCAUGCAAGAUUGUGGACAUGUCUACCUCCAAGACAGGAAAGCAUGGCCACGCCAAAGUCCAUCUUGUUGGUAUCGAUAUAUUCACACAGAAAAAGUACGAGGAUAUUUGUCCCUCCACCCACAAUAUGGAUGUGCCGCACGUAAAACGCGACGACUACCAGCUCACUUACAUUAGCGACGAUGGAUACCUAACUCUAAUGAACGACACUGGUGUCAUUCGUGAGGACUUAAAAGUUCCCGACAGUCCAUUGGGUGUUGCUUUGCGCAACGAUCACGAAAGCGGCAAAGAUCUUUUGUGCACUGUACUAAAUGCCUGCAACGAAGAAUGUGUUAUCGCCGUCAAAAAUAAUACUGCUUUGGAUAAAUAAAAACGGCUGGAAAAGGUCAUCUAUCGAUCUUAUACUGGAAAAGUGUAAUGAUAUAAUGAAGAAAUAUCAAUUAAAUGAUUCCAAAAUACAA
Messenger RNA from Drosophila navojoa, 627 nucleotides. RefSeq names its product eukaryotic translation elongation factor 5. Gene Ontology annotation, molecular function: ribosome binding; translation elongation factor activity; RNA binding. Lineage: Eukaryota; Metazoa; Arthropoda; Insecta; Diptera; Drosophilidae. The record is from RefSeq and is a predicted model, not a curated record. Gene Ontology annotation, biological process: positive regulation of translational elongation; positive regulation of translational termination.